AGACUUGUACCAUGUGACCUCUGUGAUCAUUCACAGAUUUCACACGUAGUAAGCAAUGAUGUCACAAGUGACAUCUUGCUUACUACUUUGCAUGUCAUCACUGAUUGGCCAAUCAGUGAUCACAUAAUCGAGACCUUGUACAGACGUCCCGUCCAACGAUCAAUGUUUCAUUGUGUCUGGAGGACACAGCGGGCACUGGAUCGUGGUGCUGCGCGCUCCCAGGGAGCACGCACAGCUAGAAAUGGUGGGUUCCGUUUAUGAACGGCAACCCGCCCCUGGAACGGCCACCCGACCCAGCAGUGCCACCGUCCGGCCGUUUAUAUACAA
Messenger RNA from Staurois parvus, 327 nucleotides. NCBI's taxonomy places the organism in Eukaryota, Metazoa, Chordata, Amphibia, Anura, Ranidae. The record is from the annotation of a GenBank genome assembly.